GAAUUAGCUCAAUCCUCGCUGGCGAGGUCGUCUCCGAUUUUUCUUUUGCACGCACCAAAGUCACAGAGGCUGAAAGUAAAGAAUUAAGCUAUGUCGUCGACUGCUUCUCCUGACUCAGGAGAAGACCUGGUCGAGCUGACUCCAGUUUUUCGCGAUGGGAAAGAUAUACAGAGGAAAUCUCCAAAGGUGUAUGAUUCAGAGCUCUGCAUGUUAGCCUUACCUCCAGGAGAGCAUCAGCUACUGACGAGAGUAACUCAAUAUCUCUUCACUUGUGGAAUCAUUCCUGUUGUAGUCAAAAGCCCCACUGAAGCUCUUAUACAUAGCAGGCACUCCAAGUUUGUAGUGAUAGUUUUGCCGGACAGUGAUCCUACCCUGAUCAGAAAAGUUAGGUCAGCUGAUGGCAUCAACUGUCAAACACCAGUGAUUGUCAUUUCAGUGGCUGAUAUUUUACCAGAAAGCACUUUGCACAUGUUGGGCAGAAAUGAGAUCCAAGAAGCAAUCCAUAGAACAUCAGAUCCUGAAAAGUUUGAAACUGAUUUGAUAACAGCCUUAAGUCAUUUCAUUAGGCAGACUCACCAUACUGUGGACCAGGGACUGUCAUUGUUACCCAUGCCAGUCCCAGUCUGUUGGAGUACUGCACCUUUGCAGUAUACCUCAGCUCUUGCACACCCAUUUGAACAUCCAGAGGGAACAGGUUUGACGACUGGUUUAGUAAAUUAUGCACCAAGAAAGCCAAUUCUUACUCAAAUUCAAGAUCUCAGUGAAAAAAGGUUCGUAGACCAAGUUCAGGAAUCUAGGAACCUAUUGGUAAGUGGCCAGACUGUGACUCAAGUCAUGAACCAAGGACUGGCUACUCCUAAAGCCCCUCCUUCUAUGGGACUUGGUACUCAAGAAAAUUCAGAAGCAGUGUUACCUGGUAUUGAGACACUUUUGAAUGCCAUUCAAGUGGUGGAAGGUGAAUCUCCAGCCACCGAUAAUGAAGCUCCUUGUUUCACAAAGAUCACAGCUCUUAAUGCUCCUGACUCUGUUAAAUCAAGGUUAGUUUGCGUUCGAGUACGUCGCAGGGGGACUCGUCGAUCUUCAACAGAGUCUCGCCCAAGUGCAAAAACAACUAAAUCGGAUACUGAAGCAGAAGAAUCGCUUAACGACAGCAAGAGUCCGUUACCAGCCUGUUUGGCCGGGAAGAAACCUUAUUUCCUGUCACUCGAUACCUACAGAGAGGCCUUGGCUGAUGACCCGAACGCAAAUCCUGUGGACAGGCACAAUUCUAAAGAAAGGCACAGAAGAAUACGAAUCACUAAAGCCGCAGAAUUCUUCAAAGCAGUCAUACCAGGCAUGGAACCAAACAUGGACAAGGCCACAGCUUUCCACCUUACAGUCCAGUAUAUGGUUUUCCUACGGAAUGCACUUAGACAGCAGGAUCCAACAGUCAUUCCCAAACUUCACGAGACGUUUAAACAGGAAUGGUGUAAGGUGUUCAACAUGAAUGCCCCUCCCGAUGCUAAUUAACAGUAACAACGCAC
This is a messenger RNA of Pocillopora verrucosa, 1523 nucleotides long. NCBI's taxonomy places the organism in Eukaryota, Metazoa, Cnidaria, Anthozoa, Scleractinia, Pocilloporidae. The record is from RefSeq and is a predicted model, not a curated record.